AUGCGCCGCGGCGUGCAGCAGAUCGUGGGCCCGCAGGCUCGCAGGCUCGCCGCUGCGCUGACCGAGGGCCAGGCCAACGCCACAGGCAUAAGCAAGGCUCGCGCCGCCUCAACCGCUGCCAAGCCCCCGGCUGCUGCGACGAGCGCGGCUCCCCAGCCGCCCGCAGCGGCAAACGCCGUCACCAAUGGCGGUAGCAGUGGCGGCGGCGGCGGCGGCGGCGGCAGCGGCGGCGGAAGCGCGGGUGUGCUGCUGUUCGGCGUGAUUGCGGGUGCAGGGGGGUUCUACGCAUACGACAGAGAGAAGACCCCGCUGGAAAAUGCAGCGGCGCUCAAGGCGCGCGCAGCGGCGCUCCCAGAACGCCUCUCAUCAAUGCUGAACGGCCGCGGCGGCAGCAGCGACGGCGGGGACAAGCCGCCGCAGGACGCGGGGCCUGCGGGCGCCUUGCAGCACAGGGACUCGGACGACUUUGUGGCGCUACCAAGCGGGGCGCAGCCGGGCCACGAUAAUGAUGGGGCGGGCAACGAGGACGCGGCGGCGCGGAGGCUGGAAGAUGACUCGCUCUCUGCAGCGGCGGACGAGUUCCCCGGAUCCGUCCCGCCGGCUGCCUCGGAGUCAACCCCGCCGGCUGCCCCGGGCGCAACCGCGACGGCUGCCUCGGACGCGGACGCUGGCGGAAAGGAGGAGCGUGGCUCGGAGACCGAGGGUGCCGUGGCGCCGGCAGACGGGGGCGAGGUGCCGGGGGUGCAGAUUGACGCGGCGCCCAUAGAGGAGUUGCUGAGGGAGGUCUAUGCCGGCACCGCCGCAGCUGGUGGCGCUGUGUCUUUCGCAGCAAGCGCGGCUGCGGGCGCCGCCACCUCUGCGGCAGAGGAGGCCGCCCACGCAGCGGCUGCAGCGGUCGCGGCGGCGAUGGACGCUGCGGCCGCGGCUGCGGCUGCGGCGGCGCCAGCAGGGGAUGCGCCCGGGGGCGAGGCGCAGGGGCAGCGGCGCAGUGCGGGGCCAACGGCUAGGGAGGCAGGGAGCGAGGCGGCGGCUGCCGCAAGGGCUUGGCUGCCCAAGAGCAUGGGCGGAGAAGAGCAGGAACUGACCCCGUCAGCCCUCCUGGCCGCCGCCUCGGCCGCGGGCUACGGGCCGAAGGACGACUGGUCGGCAGCUGCCGCCCAGCUGCGUCAGGCGACGGUGGAUGCUGAUGCGAUGACUCUCGUUCUACAGGGGCUUCUGCAGAAGCAGCAGCAGCUGGAGGCCGCGCUGGCGCAGGAGCGAGCGGCGCGCGCAGAGACCGGGUCUGAGGCGGAGCGGCAGGCUCAGGCCCUGUCUCACAAGUUCAAAGCCCUCCUGGCACAGCAGCAGCGCACACAUGAUGACAUCCGCGCAGCAGCGGUUCACGCAGCAGAGGAGAGGGUGGCAGCGGAUGCUGCGCGGCACCAGACUGCGGAGAGGCUGGAGCGCAGCAAGUCCCUGGAUGCUGUGCGGGACCAGGUCAACACUCUGGGAAUUGCCCUCGCGCGCCGCAGCGAAGAGGCGCAAGCCGCCUCUACUGCCCACAAGGCGGCCCUGGGGGCGCUGGCCCUGGCGCGUGCCCUGGAGGAGGGGGCCCCGCUCAAGCCGGAGCUGGGGGCUCUGGAGGCGGCCGGCAUCAUCGACCCAGUGGUUUCAGCCGUGGCCAGCUCUUUGCCGUCGUCAGCCUCGGCCGCGGGUAACCGGGGAUUUGCGGCCACGCGACUCCCUGCCUUCGGGCAGCUAGAGCAGCGGUUUGAGAAGGUUGCAAAGCUCACACGGCAGCUGUCCUACUUCCCGCCCAACAGUGGCGGCGGUCCUCUGUCUUACGCCGUAGCUGGCGCUGCGGCUACGCUCAAGGUGGACGUGGGUCAUGACGGCGGGUUGGGAGUGGACUCGCACAUCGCAGAGUUGUCCUAG
Monoraphidium neglectum is the source of this 1914-nucleotide messenger RNA. RefSeq lists its product as hypothetical. Bases 1 to 1914 code for a protein of 637 amino acids. Lineage: Eukaryota; Viridiplantae; Chlorophyta; Chlorophyceae; Sphaeropleales; Selenastraceae. Gene Ontology annotation, biological process: cristae formation. Gene Ontology annotation, cellular component: MICOS complex. The record is from RefSeq and is a predicted model, not a curated record. The transcript has 12 exons.